Molecule: messenger RNA, 4926 nt
Organism: Condylostylus longicornis
Lineage: Eukaryota; Metazoa; Arthropoda; Insecta; Diptera; Dolichopodidae
Exons: 10
Coding region: 1695-4475 (926 amino acids)
Biological process (GO): intracellular signal transduction; regulation of G protein-coupled receptor signaling pathway; G protein-coupled receptor signaling pathway
Source: RefSeq, a predicted model, not a curated record
AAAAAAAUAAUAAAAUAAAAGUUUUCCAGGCCAGACCCAGUUUGGAAAAAAACUUUAAACCAAAACGUGUGCAAAGUGCUUCAUAAAAAUUUACAAAAAAAAAAAUAAAUUAAAAUACAAUAAAAUGGAAUAUAAUUUUUUUAUUAAAACCAGAAAUAUUAAAAUAUUAAAAAUAAAUCUUUAAAAUAGAGAAAAUAGAAACUCGCUGUUUUCUUUAACAUUUCAAUUGGAAAAAAAAAACAAAAAGAAAAACAAUUUUUUUUCCCUAAUUAAAACAUUUCAUUUUUUUUUCCUUUUCAUCCACUUGCAAAACAUCAACAAAAUCGAAAAUGUAAAAGUCGACACAAGGUCGUCGUACACAUAUAUUUUGCGCAAUUUUAGGAAAAAAAUUUUGAAUGAAUAUAGGCUGAAGUAAUGAACAAAACAAUAAAAAAAAAAAAAAUUAUUUGAAUUUUUUCUUUUCUUUUCUUUUAUGUGCGGAAUAAAUGAAAUUUAAAUUAUAAUAAUAAAAAAUAUAUAAAAGAAAAAUACUUAAGUGCAUUUGAAAAAUAAAAAUUUUCUUAUAAUUGUAAAUAAAAUAUUAUAAAUAAUUUGCAAUAGUCAUAAAAUAAGAAAUAAAUUAAAUUGAAAAAAAAAAAAUUUUUUUUUAAAAGUAAAAAACAUGCAUAAUCUAUACAUACAUAUGUUCAAACAUAAUAAAAUACUUUUAUAAAAUAACAAGGGAAAUUUUUUUCGUAAAGAAUUUUCUUCCCUUACAACCAAAAAAACAAAAAAAAAAAAGGGAAACACGGCAACAUGAAAAAAAAAAUUGAAAAAAUUUAAAUUAAAUAUUAUAAAAAUUUUGAAAUAAUUCAAAAAAAAAAAAAAAAAAACAAAAAGAACAAAAAGAAAGAAAAAAAACGAAAAGAAAAGGAACAGGAAGAUGUUAGAAAACAAAAUAUUGCUUUUGAUGAAAAGCUCUCCAUGAAAAUUUCACAUUUCAAUUCAAUUAAAGUUUUUAAAAAUAUAAGAAAAAAAAAAGAAAAUUAUAAAAAAUAAUAACAAUACUAAUAAAAAUAAAUAUACUGGCACUCAUAUACUAUAAAGAGCUUAAUCAGAUACUUGAUUAUUAUACUCGUCUUCUCUAAAUAAUAUUAAACUUUCCAUUAAAAAUAAGUUGAAAAACUUUUAUCCAUAAUAUUCUGAAGUUGGUUUCGGAAUAAAGUUAAUGGUGUGAAAGCAAAAGGCCUCGGAUAAAAAAAAAAAAACAAAAACUUCAAAUUGCUUUUAUAUAAAUCUCUAAUUCAAUAUUGUUUAGAAAUGGAUCAAAAUUUUGCUCGGUCUAAUGAAAGAUUUAAACCCCACAACAUUCUUUUAAAUCUACUAGUUUUUCAAAAUAAAACUGAAUAUUUCAACGGAAAGGUUCAUAUAUAUUUUUUUAAAUUCUAGGAAUGUGUAAAUGAAAAAAAAAAUAAAGUGUCAAAAAAACAAGGGUGUGCAAGUAUAAUUGUUACAAAUCAAAAAAAAAUUAAGUAAUAAUUUCAAUAACGAGUAUAGAAAACAAAUUAUCAACUAAAAAUUAAAAGAGACAAUUAUGUUUGUUAAAGUAAAAAUACACUUUACUCAAUUCAAAAAGAAAGUUAUGGAAUUUGGUUAAUUAUAAAAUUUCAUAUAAUCGAAAAUUGUGCCUAAUUGGGCACUAAAUUUUGGUGGCCAUGGAGCCGACCAGUGAAAUAGCGCCUGAUAAAGAUUUCUUAAUAGUACAACAACAGCCAAACAUAAAUAUAACACCACCAAAUCAACAAACAAAUUUAGAAAAACUAUCACGGCCUAUGGCGUUUGAAAAGAUGGAAAAUCUUGUCCGAGAAAUGAAGGACGAAAACAAUGGUGUUCCUGUGCGGCAUCAAAAAAUUUUUUUAACUUCUAUACCUUACGCAUUUAUGGGAUAUGAUUUAAUAGAAUGGUUAAUGGAUAGAUUAACAAUCGAGGAAUCAGAAGCACUCAAUUUGGCAAACCAACUAUGUCUUCACGGAUACUUUUUCCCAGUAAAUGAUACUAAAACUCUUGUAGUAAAAGAUGAUUCUUCGCUUUAUCGUUUUCAAUCUCCAUAUUAUUGGCCAUGGCAACAUAAAGCUCCAGAUAAUAUAGAAUACGCCAUAUAUCUUACGAAAAGAUCUCUUAGAAAUAAACAAAGGCAUGGGCUAGAGGACUAUGAAACAGAAGCUUUGGCAAGUUUGCAUAAGAAUUUAAAAGGAAAAUGGGAUGUGAUAUCAAUGCAGGCCGAAGAGCAUGUGCGUUUAGCUAAAGAAAGAAAAAAAGGUGAUAAAAUUGUUAGUGACUCUCAAGAACGCGCAUAUUGGCGAGUUCAUCGGCCUCCACCGGGUCAGUUCACACCGCUUGAACCUUGUCCCGUCCCAUCAAGAGACAGAACUGGAACGAAACAUAAAAAGAAAAACGUGGAAGAUUGGCAACGUGAGGUCGACUAUUUAACGAAAUCUUUUACUCGUACUAGAAUGAAAAUGUCGCAAGCUUGUGAAAGUUUAGUUAAUUAUUGGGAAAUAUUUUCGGAAUAUGAUUUUUUUCUUCAACCUGUCUUGCCUUCGAACCCAUGGGUCUCGGAAGAUAUGACAUUUUGGCAACUUAAUAACGCUAUAGUCGAUAUUCCGACAGAAAAACGUGUCAAAAGAUGGGGUAUUUCUAUAGAAGAACUUGUGUCAGAUCCCACAGGUUUGCAAGAAUUUACAACUUUCUUAGAAAAAGAAUAUUCGCAUGAAAACAUUCGCUUUUGGAUCGAAGUUAACAAAUUAAGAAGGUCUGCUCAUUCUCAAGUGGCAAAAAAAGUAAACGAAAUUUAUGAGGAGUUUUUAAAACCGGGUGCGCCAUGUGAGAUAAAUAUUGAUGGAAAAACUAUGGAUGUUGUACAAAAAGGUCUUAAAAGUCCUUCCCGUUUUACAUUUGACGCAGCAGCGGAACACAUUUACAUGUUGCUCUUAAAGAAAGAUUGUUAUCCCCGUUUUAUGCGAUCAGACCAUUAUAAAUCACUUUUAGCUAGUGGAAUUCAACCUUCACAUAAGAAACGUUUCUUUAACUUUGGAGGAGCUGCCAAAAAGAAAACUGCAACUAUGCAGCAGCCAAAUCAAAAUUUAACUCAACCGUUAGUGCAAAGUGGUGGAGCGGCACCUGGGAAUUUGAGACGUCGCGGCAGUGAUCGAAGUUUAAGUGGAUCAGCUCAUGAACUAACAAUUAUAGGAAUUAAAGACGGUGCUAGUAAAGUACCGCAUUCUCACAGUCAAAGCAAUUUGAGUGAAAUCCCUUACAGAGAACCAACUAAACAGUUAACGGAACGCUUAGAAUCAACUCUAGAAUCACAUUCGGUAUGUCCUUGGGAUACCGAGGAAACAGUUGAACCUCCCGUGCAAUUAGCAAUUUGCCCAUGGGAAGAUGACGAUGACAAAAGUACCGAACCGGUCAUAGAAUUAAAAGUGCCAGUUAAAACAGAAAGUAGUAUUUCAUCAGACAUCGCAGAAGUUUCCGAAAAAAUGAAAAGAUCUUGCGGUCUUCGUCAAAACACUGUAGAUGCUGACUGUGGUGUUAAAAAAUUGACGCUGAUUCAUAAUGAACAACGAAGAUCAUCUAUGACAACCUUACCUAGACUAUCAGAAUUUCAAAUUAAUGUGCCGCUACAAUCCUUAAGAACAGUACAGUCUGUUGCCCCAUCACCGUGUGAUGCAGAGGAGCAAUUAUUUCAGUCAUCAAACAAUUUAUGUGAGGGUAAAGAAGCUAAGAAUCAAGAUGCGUCGUGUUCCGAGAAUUCUAACACUCAAAUACAGAUUAAAGAAGAUGUUUCAACUAGAAAAAAUUCUAUUGUUAAAUGCAAUGAAAAUAACCGAAGCACGUCUUCAGAAGUUUUGAUGUUAGAUAUUGCCGGAUCUUCCACUAAUAUCAAGGAUAUCACAGAUCAUCCAGUGGAAGUGAACAAUCCUAAAACACAAGACAAUGUAACAGAAUCAAUAGAGGAUUUUAAUUCCGGAUUAAAAAAUCGUGAUACAGAAACAUCUGAUCCUAUAAAUCUCCCACAAGAAGAAAUGUCACCAACUACCGAAGAAUAUCAGGAAGGUGUUCAAUUCGAAGAGCAUGUCGGUGCUUGUGAUUGUAGAGGUAUAGAAGAGGAUGAUCCGCAUUCAAUGCCAAUAGGUUGUGUUGCACCAGCACCUACACCAGCUCCUUUACUCGCUCCUUUAGCCGAAAUUGAAAUUGAUUCUGUUGAAGAUGAUGUUGAAAUCAAGUUAGAAACUAAGCCAGAAGCCGAAGAAACGAAACGAAAACGAAGAAAAAGAAGUUCUGAUGCAAAAAAAAUAGAGGAAAAGAUAGAAAAUAAGGCAGAAGGAGAGGAAGCGGAUAAUAAUCGAAAUGCAGUUUGCCCUUGGGAAGAUGAAGAUUUGACUACAAGUGAUGGGACAUUCACAAAAACCUAUGCUACUCUAGGAUAUUUAUGAAUACUAUUAUAUAAUUUUAAAAUUCUUUUAAUAAAAAUAAAAAAGAUCUAUAAAGUAAAAUCUAUAUUUAAAACAUAAAACAAAAUAAUUCUGGUUUUAAAAAUUUUUAUAUACAUAUAUAUAUAUGUAUAUAUAUGUAUACAUAUAAAUAUACAUACAUAUAUGCACGUAAAUCUAGUUUCAAAAAGUAAAAUAAAAAAAAAAUUUAAAAUGUCAUAUUUAAUCGUAACGUUAUGCAGAAAAUGUUUUUAUUCCAAUUUACUUUUGUAUUAUAUUUGAUUUUUUUUGCAACUGUUAUUCUUAUUAAAUAUUAUUUUAUUAUUUAAAAUAAAACCAAAUUGCAAGUAUUUGUAGGCAAAUAUUAAUGCAAUCUAUUUUGAAUUAAAGGUAGAAUAGAAGCUUCAAUAAAAAUUUUCCAUAUUAAAUUUUAAUAAGGUAACAAAUUCAAAAG